AUGCCCCCGCAGUCAACAUUCCGCGCAAGGAUCGGCCCCGUUGGUCACCUUCGGACUCAAUGCAAUAAUCUCGCGACAACCGCAAUUGCUGCCUCCACGAUCGCUCCUGUCCCAACCGCCGCGCCAACCACGACGACGCACAUUCUCACUAACGCUGUUCCGAAUCCUCGUAUCCCAGCGCCGUCGAUCACCGCCACUCCCAUAAUCUCUGCCAAAAUCACCGCGGCGACAACGAACACAACCACCUCUACCACGCCAGCCAAUGACCAUAACGAUCUUGACGUCCGGCCAACCGCCAACACAUUCAGCAUCACCACGUCCACCUCCAACGAUGUGGGCUUGGUCCAAACUUCUCCUCAUCUCAAUCGCACAUCCACCUAA
Molecule: messenger RNA, 381 nt
Organism: Spirometra erinaceieuropaei
Lineage: Eukaryota; Metazoa; Platyhelminthes; Cestoda; Diphyllobothriidea; Diphyllobothriidae
Source: the annotation of a GenBank genome assembly